AUGCUGCCCAACGGUUGCAAAUGCUCCGCUGAAAAGUUUGGCAGUCGAAACAGAAGCCAUUUUUUCACAGGACAAGAAAUCAGCCCUCGACAACUUAAACGGCGGAAAAAUAUUUUUUUGAAAAAAACCUUAAGCCCCGUGGUCACAAUGUCAGAAAAAAUGUUACUUUCGGCAAUUCACUCAAAAAUGGUGUCCAACGGUUGGAAAUGCUCCCCUGAAAAGUUUGGCAGUCGAAAAAGAAGCCGUUUUAUCACAGGACAAGAAAUCAGCCGUGGACAACUUAACCGGCAGAAGAAGAUUUUUUCGAAAAAAUCAAUAAGCCCCGGGGUCACAAUUUCAGAAAAAAUGUGA
Molecule: messenger RNA, 351 nt
Organism: Podarcis lilfordi (Lilford's wall lizard)
Lineage: Eukaryota; Metazoa; Chordata; Lepidosauria; Squamata; Lacertidae
Source: the annotation of a GenBank genome assembly